This is a messenger RNA of Umbelopsis ramanniana AG, 1740 nucleotides long. RefSeq lists its product as uncharacterized. NCBI's taxonomy places the organism in Eukaryota, Fungi, Mucoromycota, Umbelopsidomycetes, Umbelopsidales, Umbelopsidaceae. The transcript is spliced from 10 exons. Bases 147 to 1445 code for a protein of 432 amino acids. Gene Ontology annotation, biological process: ubiquitin-dependent protein catabolic process. Gene Ontology annotation, cellular component: COP9 signalosome. The record is from RefSeq and is a predicted model, not a curated record.
UGAUAACGUAUUCCUCUUUCUUUUGCAUGACUGAAGUAACGAAAUGGCGUUGAUCACGUGAUCAAAGGCUCGACGGGCGGCGUUUGGAACUCUGUGCACGCAGGCAGAUUAUGCCAGCGCACCUGCCUUUGUAGCCUGCUUUCGCAAUGGCAGAUUCCACAGCAACAACGGCGCAAUCUAGAGCCCAAGAAACUUCCACAGAUGAAGCAGUUGCUCAUGUUGUUUCAAAUGCCAACUUAAAAGACAUCUCCAAUCGUCUGUUACCGUUACUCCGAGCAUUCACACUGACGACAUAUCUAGGAAAGUGUAGUAACGGCGCCGAUCCUCUCGACCAACUCGAUCCUCAAGAACAGAGUCUCGGAUACCUAUUUUUUAUUACCACGCGUUGCAUCUCAGACUUGCAGUCGAACGCCAGAGAUCUGUUGCGACGAUUGAUCUUCUUCAUAAGUACCUUCAGCCCAGAACAAGUAUACCUCGCACCGGAAAGAUUCACCUUAAUUGCGGAUGCUCUAAGUCACCUGGCUCAUAGAUUGGAGUCGCCUAUCAUCCCAGUACGACCUCUUCGAACGGCCAUCCAAAGAUUUUGUGGUGAUCGCCCUGUUUUUACAUCGCUACAUGCCUCGCUUGCAAAGUAUGCAUUGCUGGCCAAAUUGUACAAAGACCCUUUGCCUGUUCUAGAUUGGGAUAUCGAACAUGUUGAUGCCACUCUUGAUACGAAUAUCGAGGGCUUUCUCUCUUACUAUUAUUAUGGUGCUAUGAUCUAUAUUGGUAACAAAAAAUAUGGAAGAGCGUUGGAGUUUUUGUCCUUGGCUAUCUCAGCUCCUUCGCAAGCAGUCAGCGUAAUUCAACUAGAAUGCUUUAAAAAAUACGUACUUUUAUCGCUUAUUCACUAUGGAAAGUUACUACCUUUACCAAAGUAUACUGCCACUGUGAUCAGCAAAUUCGUUCGAAGGCAUUGUCGUCAAUAUAUAUCAUUUGCGGACGUCUAUGAAACUCAAUGUAUAGAGAAGCUGACAACUGCCCUUGAGAAACGACGUGAAGCGUUUGAGAAGGAUAACAACUGGGGACUCGCGGGCCAAUGUUUGCGCGCCUUACAACAACAAAAGAUACAAGGGCUGACACGGACUUAUAUUACCUUGAGUGUUAGCGAUAUUGCUAAAAAAGUUGGAUUCACAGGUGAAAAUGCAAAUACUGAAGUGGAAAAGAACAUAUUGGAGAUGGUGGAGCAAGGAAGCAUUUUUGCCAGCAUUGAACAUACCGGAAGAGGCGAUCAUGAUGAGAUGGUCAGCUUCCAUGAUAACCCCAAUAGCUACGAUACCUCUGAAAGCUUGGCUAUACUAGACGAGAAGAUUUCGCAGGCUGUAAUGGUGGGUGAACGAUUAAAUCGACAAGAUAAAUCUACCGCGUUGGAUCGUGACUUUAUGAGUCGGGUAAGUCAUCUGUAGGGCUUUGGUAUUGGAUUUGGCAGUACCACUUACUUUUCUAAAAUCUAGAUGAUGUUAAUGGUCGAUGGAACUCAAAUGUCUGCAAUGUACGAAGACGAAGUUGAUAUAAUGGUGGAUGAUGACGGUAGACUGUAUGCAUAAAUGCCGACAGAUUGUACAAAUUACUCGAUCCAUUAAAUCACAUAAAAAGCUUCGUUCAUAUGCGCUCCUGUCUGCCUGCCUCUGUGUUUCGGCUGCUGUGCAAGUCAACGAAAUAUACGUUGACUAUCAUUCAUGAUAGAUGUUGGGGUUUCCU